AUGUCGGAAGUAUCAGUGCCCCCCACCCAAGUGUUGGAGAACCCAGAUGGAACGAAGACCGUCGUUUCCUACAGGGUCGAGAAUGGCAAGAAGCUCAGAGUGACGCAGAAGGUCCGUGAAAUAAAAGUGACAGAAAAAGUGAACAAGUCUGUGGCAUCAAGAAAGCACUGGAAGAAGUUUGGCGCGGAAGCUAACUCUGCACCAGGCCCAGACUACUCGACCACACAGCUUGGCGAAGAGUUGUUGCUUAGAUUGGGCACGUCGUGGAAGAAAUUGGAAGAGGAAGAAGAGCAAAAGGCGAAGGAGGCCAAGGGUGGCGAGAAGCUGAUCACCUGUAGAACCUGUGGUGGUAACCAUUAUACCAUGCACUGUCCUUUCAAGGACACUUUGGGUGACGCCUCUGCUGCCGCUGCGAGCUCCGCUGCGGCCGACCCUGCAGUCGAGUCUGAGGCCGCCGCCGGCGCCCUCGAAACUGGCAGCAUCAUUGGUGGCAAGUACGUUCCUCCUUCUCGCCGUGCCGGUGCUAGAGAUCCAUCUUCGAACAACAACUUUGAUGCCUACAGGGACCAGAGAGAGCGUGAUGACGCUAAGACUUUGAAGAUCAUGCAGUUGAACGAGAACGCCGAUGAGAACACUCUGAGGUACGAGUUGCUGUUCCCAUUCGGCAGAAUUCCAAAGGUAGUGGUCGUGAGGAAUAGGGAAACCGGCAGGUCCAGAGGUAUCGCUUACGUCACUUUCGAGACCGAAGAGAUUGCCGAGACCGCUCUGAACUUCUUGAACGGCAGAGGUUUCAUGAACUUGAUUCUGAACGCGGACUGGUCCAAGCCAAAAGUUAAGGAGUAA
Messenger RNA from Lachancea thermotolerans CBS 6340, 843 nucleotides. It is a transcript of the gene TIF35, whose product is annotated as translation initiation factor eIF3 core subunit g. The record is from RefSeq and is a predicted model, not a curated record. Gene Ontology annotation, molecular function: RNA binding; translation initiation factor activity. NCBI's taxonomy places the organism in Eukaryota, Fungi, Ascomycota, Saccharomycetes, Saccharomycetales, Saccharomycetaceae. Gene Ontology annotation, cellular component: eukaryotic translation initiation factor 3 complex; cytoplasm. Bases 1 to 843 code for a protein of 280 amino acids. The transcript has a single exon.